Molecule: messenger RNA, 2487 nt
Organism: Puntigrus tetrazona (Sumatra barb)
Lineage: Eukaryota; Metazoa; Chordata; Actinopteri; Cypriniformes; Cyprinidae
Gene: pmpca
Product: peptidase, mitochondrial processing subunit alpha
Exons: 13
Coding region: 27-1580 (517 amino acids)
Cellular component (GO): mitochondrion
Molecular function (GO): metal ion binding; metalloendopeptidase activity
Source: RefSeq, a predicted model, not a curated record
ACGUUCAUGGUCAAAUACAAUCCAAGAUGGCUGCUCACAUGUCAAGAUUAAGGGGCUGGAGCCGAGCGCAGAGGUAUGGCAUCGCAGUAUGUAGACAGUACAGCAGCGGCAGCGCGUAUCCCAACGUGUCCCUCUCCACACCGUUACCCGGGAUCCCCAAACCGGUCUUUGCCUCCGUGGACGGCCACGAGAAAUACGAGACUAAAAUCACCACCUUAGAAAACGGACUCAAAGUCGCAUCUCAGAAUAAAUUCGGUCAAUUCUGUACAGUUGGAAUUUUAGUAAACUCAGGCUCACGCCAUGAAGCAAAAUAUCCCAGUGGAAUUGCACACUUUUUGGAAAAGCUGUCAUUUUCUUCUACAGCCCACUUUGGAAGUAAAGACGAAAUUCUCCUAACACUUGAAAAACACGGAGGCAUAUGUGACUGCCAAACAUCCAGGGACACAACAAUGUAUGCCGUUUCAGCUGAAGUUAAAGGUCUGGAUACUGUAGUGAGCCUCCUGUCAGAUGCGGUGCUACAGCCACGUUUAUUAGAUGAGGAGAUUGAGAUGACUAGAAUGGCUGUUCGGUUUGAAUUGGAGGAUCUGAACAUGAGACCUGACCCAGAGCCUUUACUAACAGAAAUGAUUCAUGCUGCUGCUUACAGAGGCAACACUGUGGGUUUGCCUCGGUUCUGCCCUGCCGAAAAUGUUGAGAAAAUCGACAGGAAGCUGCUUCAUAAGUACCUACAGAGCUAUUACUGUCCGGAGCGCAUGGUGCUGGCUGGGGUUGGGAUUGAACACGAGCAGCUUGUGCAGUGUGCCAGAAAGUAUCUCCUAAAUGUUAAACCGGUAUGGGGUGCGAGCACGCCUGCCAACGUCGACCAGUCUGUAGCACAGUACACGGGCGGAAUAGUUAAGAUGGUGAAGGACAUGUCAGAUGUGAGUUUGGGACCAACGCCCAUUCCUGAACUAACACACAUCAUGAUUGGGCUGCAGAGCUGUUCCUUUUUGGAGGAUGACUUCAUCCCCUUUGCGGUCCUCAAUAUGAUGAUGGGAGGCGGGGGAUCCUUCUCUGCUGGAGGGCCCGGAAAAGGCAUGUUCACCCGUCUCUACCUUAAUGUGCUCAACAGGCACCACUGGAUGUACAAUGCCACUUCAUACCACCACAGCUAUGAAGAUAGUGGUCUGCUUUGUAUCCAUGCAAGCGCAGACCCUAGACAGGUGCGAGAAAUGGUGGAGAUCAUUACGAGGGAGUUCAUUCAGAUGACUGGGACAGCAGGAGAAAUGGAGCUAGAGAGAGCCAAGACACAACUGAAAUCCAUGCUCAUGAUGAACCUAGAGUCACGACCGGUCAUCUUUGAAGAUGUAGGUCGACAAGUACUUGCGACAGGAAAGAGGAAGCUGCCACACGAGCUUUGUGAGCUCAUCAGUAACGUUACAGCCAGUGACAUCAAGAGAGUUGCAACGAAAAUGUUGCGCAGUAAACCUGCGGUGGCAGCGCUGGGGGAUCUGACAGAGCUGCCCUCAUACGAGGACAUUCAAGCCGCUCUCUCUAGUAAAGACGGACGCCUGCCCCGCAUAUACCGCCUGUUCCGGUAGAGGACCGACGGCUGGCUCCAUCUAGAGGCAAAUAUAAGGACUGACCCAAAAUUAUUAUUCUGGACUGGAAUUUAAGUGCAAUGCUUAGACUGUGAUUGCAUUUCAUUUAUAAAACAUUUAAAACAUUAGUUUAAACCAAUAGUCGACCCAAAAAAUGUCAAUUUAAUCACCCUCGUGUAAUUUAAAAACCGUAGGACUUUCUGUCGUGGAACAUAAAAGAACACAUUUUUGUCUAUACAAAUGUAAGUGGGUUAUGUAACGGGUUUGCUAUUUUUAAAAUAUCAUCUUUUCUGUUAUGCAGAAGAAAGGUUUGUAAUGACAUGAGGGUGUGCAAAUGACAGAUCUGAAAUUGGCUGAGUUUGUUCACAAACCAGUGCGUUAUUUUGCAUUACUUUGUUCAAUUCACCAUGUGUUUAAAGUAAAUUAAUGUGUUAAUCUCACAUGUCUAUCUUAAUUGGCUCGAUAAGUAGACUUCUCCAUGCCAUCUUUUUUCCACAUUUCUGCAUUGUUGUUUAUAGGCUGCUUUUCUAUGUAAAACUGGGCAAACUCAAAUGAUAUUUCACACAUCACGUACUGUUUUUCAGAAAGCUCUACCAAACCCUUAUGCUUUAGUUAGUACAUUAAAAUGAACAGAAUGACACAAACUGUAUGGUCUACCACUUAUCCUAGCUGUAAAACACCCAUUUUCAACCUCUGAUCACGAACUAAGAGUUGGUUUGCCAGAUUAAUGUAUGUCUUUUUACCGGUUUGUAUUGGAUUACCCUACAAAAAUAUAUUUAUUUCCUUGUACUUCAUCAGUACAAGUUUAGUGUUCCAUUUUUUUCCCCCUACCUAUUAAGGCAAUGGUUGAAUCUUUCAUGAGCCCUCACGUUUCCUUUUUAAAAAAUAAAAUAAAAUUAAAUCUUGA